This is a messenger RNA of Myxocyprinus asiaticus (Chinese sucker), 956 nucleotides long. RefSeq names its product BET1-like protein. The record is from RefSeq and is a predicted model, not a curated record. Bases 217 to 549 code for a protein of 110 amino acids. NCBI's taxonomy places the organism in Eukaryota, Metazoa, Chordata, Actinopteri, Cypriniformes, Catostomidae. Gene Ontology annotation, molecular function: SNAP receptor activity. Gene Ontology annotation, biological process: regulation of retrograde vesicle-mediated transport, Golgi to ER; retrograde transport, endosome to Golgi. The transcript has 4 exons. Gene Ontology annotation, cellular component: Golgi trans cisterna; SNARE complex.
UCCCGCUGCUGCUGCUGCGCCGCGACACGGAUUGGUUCGUUUCGUCGCUUCGUGGCAAAUGUGCUCUUAUUUUAAAAUUGACAACUCUUCUGUUGAGUUUAGUUGUGCCGAUAUUUGUUUUAGAAGUCCUUUACAGUGAAAGUGAUCCGUUUCUGUUGUUUUGGGACGCAUUUUACAGCGUUUUGGGGGGUUUGUUAGCCGACUAGCUCUUUAAAAAUGUCUGAUCCCUGGAAUCGAGGACAUGGCGCUGUGGACGAUAUGCUUGAUGCUGAAAACAAGCUUUUGGCGGAUAAUUUGGCGAGUAAAGUCUCUAGACUGAAGUCUUUGGCAUAUGACAUUGACAAAGAGGCAGAGGAUCAAAAUACCUACCUGGAUGGCAUGGACUCAAAUUUUCUCAGUGCAACUGGCCUUUUGACUGGAAGUGUGAAGAGGUUUUCUAUGAUGGUACGGUCUGGCCGAGACAACAGAAAGAUCCUGUGCUACGUGUCCGUUGGCCUUGUGAUGCUCUUCUUCUUGCUUUACUAUCUAGUGUCACGGAUACAGAGCUAAUGGGUCAUUUUCUCACGUCUUAGACCAGAUUCUGAUUUCUCAGUUCUAUGAGAAAUGUCCCCCUCCCCAUGGAGUUUAUCCUGGAUGAUUUAUAACAUUUAUCUCUAUUUAAGCAAAAUUAUGUUUACACUCACAAGAGUGAUUUAUUCAAUGUAUAUUUUUAGUCAUGAAACAAAACAUGCCAUGGACCAAUGUCUUAUUUCAAGUUUAUUAAAAACAUAAUUUUCAAUCUCCAUGAUUUAUAUUUGCAUCAUUGUAGAGUAUGUAACAAGAUGUAACUAUUUUUGCAAAGUAUUUACAUUAAAUCAUUUUUAAAGGUAAUGUGCUUAUUGUUUUAGUAUGUCUUUGAACAAUAUGUACUUAUAAUAGGAUGACCAUAAUAUUGCAGCAGUAUAAUACUGUCUGUC